AUGUUACAUCAGAUUUUUCGUUGCCCUCAGGACUUGGGUGACACUCGGCAAAUGUCCACACCCUCCAAAGAUAUAUUAAUUUCGAAUUUGCAAAACUUUUUUAAAAAAUGGGAAAAUCGGGAAUCCAAUGGUGUGAAACUUUUCAGCUCUGAUCGUUUGAGUGUCAUUUCCAACAUUCGUGGGCACAUUCUUAAGGGUUGCCUUAGCGGUAUACCUGCGCGGUUUUCAACUUCGGUGAAUGAGAGGCUUCAUAAAGAGAUGAAAAAACUGCUUUCUAAAAAUCGUAUGGGGACACAGCUCGCCUAUGCCAAAUUUACACGGUUUUUCUUUAAACAUAAUCAGAAACGCGGAAAUUGUGAUUCAAUUUACUCUUUAUCUGCGAAGACACAUCAGAACUCGUUCAAAGGAACAGAUGGUAACGCUCCUAUUACAUCAACUGCUGAAAAUGUCUUUUUCGGCAUUAGACCAAAAGAAAGAGAUAGCGUAUCAUUGCCUCCUGAAACGGAAGAGCAAAAAUCCUUGCCUCAAUAUACGUUGGAUAUGUUGACUCCUGUAAUACUAGACGCUAUAUCUAAAAAGGUUGACAUGGCAUCAGAGAAAGAGGCGCAAAUGAGCGGAGAUUUACAGCCUGACCACACGUAUUCGUUUGACAAAGCAACAGCAAACCAUGGGUAUUUUAGUAUUGUAUUAUAUUCUCUCUCCAUUUUUAAGGUUAUUUUGCUCAUGAAAAAGCUAUGGUCAUCUAAAGCAGCAAAUUUAAUGAAAAUUCCAUUUUUAUUUAAUAACUUAAAAACGUAUUUGUCCCAUAACACAACUGACAACUACGCCAAAUCUAGAUCUACCACAGCUAUGCCUAUGGCCACGGAAACGUCUGUUAGGAAUGCCAAAGAAAGACUUGGUAACAUUGCUAGUUCAUUCGGAUUUAGUAUUUUACCAGUGACAGACGAUGGCAAUUGUUUUUUUUGAGCUGUAGCCUUCCAGGUAGUCCAAAUUUUAACAUCGAAAUCAUGUCCUGAAAAUAUUUCCCAAAAUCUUCAGGCACACGGAAUUAAUGAGCAAACAAAUGCAGAUGAGCUUUCCGAAUAUCUGAGACAGCUAACAGUCGAUGAAUUUCAAAACAAUCCGCAAGACUAUUGUUCGUUUUUCGAAGACAUCGAUAUAUAUUUGGAAUCCGAAAAAAAACAGAAGAAAUGGCGAAUUUACUGGACGAUUGGGCAAUGCAUUACCUCUGGCAAUGACCAACGUUUUAAACAUUCCAAUCCUCAUUUUGACAACUGUCCAUAAUAUGCCAUUUCUGUCUUUGGCUCCUUGUAAGAAUCUCAGUCAUGAUACAGUAAUUUACUUGUCGUAUAUUCAAGACGGUCCUGGACAUUACGACGCACUUGUCAUUUCUGAACAAGUAUCUGAAACCGCACAAGCUAUGUCAAAAGCAAAUGGUCAAAAGCAGUCUGUUGGAAACAAAGGUAAAUAAGUCAGCUUGUUGUUAUAAAGAGAUAGAGGAUAUUACACGGCGGAGCGAAGUUAUGACUUUUAUCUUCGAGUGGUGAAAACAAUAUUGUUUUUAACACGAGAAGAUAAAAGUCAUAUCUUCAAGCAACCGUGUAAUGUUUUGUUUAUUAUAUAGUCCCAAGCAAAAAAUUGUAUAAAUACUAAAAGUCACGUGAUCGAUAUCUUCACUAGUGAAGAUAUGGAAAAUAUCUCGCUGUGUAUUUUUCAGUAUCUCACUCUCCAUUAUAUAAUAAGAAGAGUUAUGUAAUGCUUUAACAUACGUCAAUAUUUUAUACUAUAUAAGCUUAGUACAAUCUGCAGACAUGCGUGUUUCGGCGCUCAACGCCGAUCGGCCCUAGUCAUUGCAGCUUGAUACAUCUGGAUACGUAACGUAGUAAUGAUAUUAAUGAACGCUUUUCCUAUGUUUAAUCAUAGUUAAUAGAAUUUAAUUCUAUCUGUCUUUGCCUGCCUAUAGCAGACAUUGACAGUACUAAUUAUUUAUUACUUUUAUUUGGCUUACCUUAUUCCUAUACUUGUGUCUUGUUUAUGUUUUUUAUUUAGUUUGUAGUAUUUGUCCUUAUAGUUUCCUGUAUUUUUACAUUUUUGUGUAUUUUAGUCCAAUACUCUAUGUUUAAUACAGACAUUCUCUUAACGUUUCACUGAUCAUUUUUUACAGAAAAUACUACAAUAUGUAAACAGGUGGUUGCGUGUCGUUGUGGUCUCAAAUCAAGAAGAAAAACGGAUAAUGCAUCUAACAGAGUAUAUCGUAGUGUGAAAAGGUGUAAGUGUGUAAAAUCCGAAGAGGCUUGCUCUGAUCUAUGCAAUUGUCACGGAAAGUGUGGAGGGAAAAUGUGUGGUGGAGUUCCAAAAAGCACCAAAGGUAGACAAGGAAGGAAGCGAUACCCUCAUACUUUACAAACGAUAAAGACGCCAAGAAAAUCAAAAAGUUACUUAGUUUCAAAAAAUGAAGUUGUAAAUCCGGGAAAACUAAACAUGCUCGAGUAUGUGGUUGUCUGUGUAAUCGUUCUGUUCUUGGAGACCACCAGUACUAGUAAUGGCAAGGCAAGUAACAUGGAUGUAAAAAGUGCUAUGAUGAAAUAA
Molecule: messenger RNA, 2589 nt
Organism: Paramuricea clavata
Lineage: Eukaryota; Metazoa; Cnidaria; Anthozoa; Malacalcyonacea; Plexauridae
Source: the annotation of a GenBank genome assembly